AUGGCCUCAACUCAACCCAUAGUCCUAGUAGUUGUGGUUGUCUGUGCUGGAGGCCUUGUCAUUCUUUCUUUGCUUACUUUUGCACUAUUCUACUUCUUUAAGAGGAAUGAGAAGACACAAGAAACCGACAUCAUACAUAUCGAUGAGCAUAAAAAGGGUAAGGAAACCAUUACUCCUGGUCCUUUUGGAAAACAAGCAGUAGCUAUAUCAGUUGAAGAUGAUGUACAUGUAGAUGAAACAAGGAAGAAUGAGAAACUCGGUCAUGGUUUGCAAGCCAGAUCAUCCUCAGAUAUCAUACGUAUCGAUGAGCAUAAAAAGGGCAACCAAACCAUUGUUCCUGGUCCUUUUGGACAACAAGCAGUAGUUAUAUCAGUUGAAGAUGAUUUGCAUGUCAGAACUUCCCAUGGCCAUCACCACCAGCUUGAUAACAAAUCCUGA
This is a messenger RNA of Vicia faba (fava bean), 438 nucleotides long. Lineage: Eukaryota; Viridiplantae; Streptophyta; Magnoliopsida; Fabales; Fabaceae. The record is from the annotation of a GenBank genome assembly.